This is a messenger RNA of Suillus clintonianus, 1235 nucleotides long. RefSeq lists its product as uncharacterized. Bases 231 to 749 code for a protein of 172 amino acids. The transcript has 5 exons. Gene Ontology annotation, molecular function: Hsp90 protein binding. Lineage: Eukaryota; Fungi; Basidiomycota; Agaricomycetes; Boletales; Suillaceae. The record is from RefSeq and is a predicted model, not a curated record.
CUUGAUAAGAUUAAGAUAACGAUUUUGGGCGCUUAGACCAAUCUUGGACUCUCCUUGCUCGAAGAUUCGAGAAAGUUCCUCAAUUUUGGUCAGUGACGAAUACGGAUUGUAUAAAAGUACUGGGCCAGAGGGGAAGUACUAACCUGAAAGACUACACAGUCUCGAAGAUCCAUCUCCAUCUUAACCGCCAACGUCCAUCUAAGACCUUUCACCAAGCUCAUCUAACGAGCAUGUCGGAUGUAAAUGCACUGAAAGACCAGGGCAACAAAGCCUUUUCUGCCAAAGACUACGACAAAGCCAUCGAGUUAUUCACAGCUGCCAUCGCCAUCGACCCUUCGAACCAUGUCCUUUUUUCAAAUCGGAGUGCAGCGAAAGCUGGCCAGAAGCAGUGGGCAGCAGCGCUUGAGGACGCAGAACAGUGUAUCAACCUCAAUAUGUCGUGGUCCAAAGGCUACGCGAGAAAAGGGGCUGCAUUGCACGGUGCAAGACGAUAUGAUGAGGCUGUCGAGGCGUAUGAAGCCGGCCUCAAGUUCGAGGACAGCCCUGCCUUGCGCAAAGGUUUACAAGAGGUGAAGGAUGCAAAGGGCAGGGAUGGAUCUGAUGCCUUUGGCCUCGGAAGAAUGUUUGCAGACCCAAAUCUCAUUGGCAAGCUAGCAACUAACCCCCGAACACAAAAACAUCUCGCCGAUCCAGCGUUUGUGCAAAAGCUCAAACUCUUCCAACAAAACCCCGCACUCGCUGAUUCGUAAGUUUAGCUCAACAACCCCUGUUCCUUAGCAGCACUCAACCAUCCUCUAUAGAGCUCUCUCAUCAGACCCCCGCAUGAUUGAUGUCCUUGGUGUAGCCAUGGGCAUCGAUAUGCAAGGUUUUUCGCGCGAAGACGGAUCUGAUGAGCUCCCGCCCGACUUUGAUAGAGAGCCUGUCCUUCCGCCCGGCUUUAAGGGAGACCCUAUCCCUCCCCGAAGGGCUGGAACACCUCGGAUGCCACCUUCAUUCACAUCGAAGACUCCGUCAGCGCCAGCACCAGCACCAGCACCAGCCCCUGAGCCCGAAGACGUUGAGAUGACAGAUGAGGAUGCUGAAGAGGCCAAAGCCAAGGCAGACGCGCUCGCCGCAAAGGCUAAGGGCGCAGAGCACUACAAGGCACAACGCUUUACCGAAGCCGCAGAAUACUUCAAGAAAGCUUGGGAUCUGUGGCCAAAGGACAUCACGUUCCUUGGCAAUCUCGGUGCUGC